Aureococcus anophagefferens is the source of this 1392-nucleotide messenger RNA. RefSeq lists its product as hypothetical. The transcript is spliced from 2 exons. The coding region runs from base 1 to 1392 and encodes 463 amino acids. NCBI's taxonomy places the organism in Eukaryota, Pelagophyceae, Pelagomonadales, Pelagomonadaceae. The record is from RefSeq and is a predicted model, not a curated record.
AUGGCCUUCUGCCUUUGCAAGAACCUCCCGGCGCACAUCGUCCUUCCUCGAGACGCGGCCGCCGCGACGCCGCGGGCCAGCGGGUCCCGCGCGAAGAAGAAGCCGUCGAACAAGGACGCGCCGGCGACGUCCGUGCCGGACCUCGUCGCCGCCGCCGCGGCCGACGCCGCCGCGGCCGGCGACGCGCCCGCGCCCGCGGCGACGCCCGCGGCCGACGGCGACGGCGCCGACGGCGCGAAGAAGCAGGAGAGCCGCGGCCGCGCCAAGAAGAAGGCCCGCGACGGCGCCGACGUCGCGGCGGCGCCGCCGUCGCUCGUGCUCAACAUGCCGCCGCCGCCGCUCGUCGCCGGCGCGAUGCCGCCGCCGCCGGACGGGUCGCCGCGCGACCGGUCGCGGACCCAGUCCCAGGAGGGCCUCGCGUUCGCGCCCGAGGGCCUGCCCCGCGCCGGCGACGCGACGGCCCAGUCCCUCGUGUCGCCCCUCGGCCACGACCUCGGCGCGCUCGACGGCGCGCCCGCCGCCGGCGCGCCGGCGCAGAUCGACGUCCGCGUGCUCAAGACGGGCCGCAUCGGCAAGAUUUUGGAGCGCCGCAAGGCCGGCUGGAUCUACGUCCAGCUCGACGCGAACCCCGACGAGGACGGCGAGGCCUUCAACCGCAAGACCUUCCGCUCCACGGACCUCGUCGAGUUCGACGAGGAGGGCCGCGAGAUCGUCAAGAAGACGGCCAAGAAGCCGCGCGCGGCGUCCGAGGCGAGCGUCGGCGGCGCCGCGCCGCGGAAGAAGCGGCACAAGAAGGCCAAGGCCGGCGACGCGCCCGCCGAGGCCGCGCCCGCGUCGCCCGUCGACGACGGCGCGACGGAGGACGGCGACGCCGCCAUGCCCCUCGCGCCGCCCGCGACGCCCGCGGUCGCGCCGCCCGCGGCCGAGAGCCCGGCCCGCGGCCGCCGCCGGUCCGAGUCCGGCGGCGGCGCGCCGCCGCGGCCGCGGAAGGACAGCGACGCCGGCGCGCCCGAGAGUGGGGCGCGCUUCCGCGUGUCCGUGGGCAAGCACGCGGGCCGCUGCGGCGUCGUCGUGAGCCGGAACGUGUCCUGGACCGAGUUUCGGCUCGACGGCGACGCGGCCACCGUCCCCGUGCGCAAGUGCUGGCUCGUGCGCGUCGGCGAGGUCGGCCCCGCGCCCGCGUCGCUCGAGCGCGCCAAGGUCGACGACUCCUCGCUCGUCAAGCGCCGCGUCCGCGCGGCCGGCUGUUUCACCCACGACCUCAACCCCACGCCCUACGACGGCGAGGUCGAGAGCCACGACGCGGCCACGAACACCUACGUCGUCUACUGGCCCGCCGACGACAGCGAUACCGUAUACACGGAGCGCCAGCUCCGCAGGGUCCUCGUCUGA